Mus caroli (Ryukyu mouse) is the source of this 2888-nucleotide messenger RNA. It is a transcript of the gene Aph1a, whose product is annotated as aph-1A gamma-secretase subunit. Gene Ontology annotation, biological process: protein processing; positive regulation of catalytic activity. NCBI's taxonomy places the organism in Eukaryota, Metazoa, Chordata, Mammalia, Rodentia, Muridae. The record is from RefSeq and is a predicted model, not a curated record. Gene Ontology annotation, cellular component: membrane.
AUGGGAGGUGGCCAUGGGGCAGCGACCGGGGGUUGUUCCCUCUUCGGCUUCCGUAGACGAGGUCGGGUGGACCUCGUCCGGGGUUUCGGCACCCCCCCCUUCCCCUUCCCCGGGGUCCGGGGGUGACAUUGCACCGCGCCCCUCCUGGGGUUGCGUCGCCGCCCCACGCGGACUCCCCCUCGGCGCGCAGCUCCCUUUCGCCUCCCUUGGCCGGGGUUCCCUCCCUCCCCCAGCUGCCCAGUCAUGGGGGCUGCUGUGUUUUUCGGAUGCACCUUCGUCGCGUUCGGCCCAGCCUUCUCCCUUUUCCUGAUCACUGUAGCUGGAGACCCACUUCGGGUUAUCAUCCUGGUGGCGGGAGCCUUUUUCUGGCUGGUCUCCCUGCUCUUGGCUUCUGUGGUCUGGUUCAUCUUGGUCCAUGUGACAGACCGAUCAGAUGCACGGCUCCAGUAUGGCCUCCUGAUUUUUGGUGCUGCUGUCUCUGUCCUUCUGCAGGAAGUGUUCCGUUUUGCUUACUACAAGCUCCUUAAGAAGGCAGAUGAGGGCUUAGCAUCACUGAGUGAGGACGGAAGAUCACCCAUCUCCAUCCGACAGAUGGCCUAUGUUUCUGGUCUGUCCUUCGGUAUCAUCAGUGGUGUCUUCUCUGUUAUCAAUAUUUUGGCUGAUGCACUUGGGCCAGGUGUGGUUGGGAUCCAUGGAGACUCACCCUAUUACUUCCUGACUUCAGCCUUUCUGACAGCAGCUGUCAUCCUGCUGCACACCUUUUGGGGAGUUGUUUUCUUUGACGCCUGUGAGAGGAGGCGGUACUGGGCUUUGGGCCUGGUAGUCGGGAGUCACCUUCUGACAUCAGGACUGACAUUCCUGAACCCCUGGUAUGAGGCUAGCCUGCUGCCCAUCUAUGCAGUCACCGUUUCCAUGGGGCUUUGGGCGUUCAUCACAGCCGGAGGCUCCCUCCGAAGUAUCCAGCGCAGCCUUUCGUGCCGCCGGCAGGAGGACAGUCGGGUGAUGGUGUACUCUGCCCUGCGCAUCCCACCCGAGGACUGAGGGAACAUGGGGGGGACCCCUGGGCCUGGGGUGCCCUCCCGAUCUCCUCGUCCCGUAUUUCUCCAUCUCCAGUUCUGGACAGUGCAGGUUGUCAAGAAAAGGGACCUAGCUUAGCCAUGGCCCUGGAGAUGAAGUUACUGGAGGCUCGAGGGUAGAUGAGUUCAGUUCAGUGUCUCCUGCCCAGACUGGACAUCUUGGUCUUUUUCUCAGGUCUGAAAGGAACCAUUUUUUGGUAUGAUAAAGACCCCAAAAUGCCUUUUUUUAAAGUGGGGAGAGGGAGGAGGUACGCUGGGAGCCUCUUUAACCUCCAUAGGCUGUGUUUGCUCCCGAAUCUGCUGAUGGUGGCUCAUUUCUCUCCUGUUUUCCCUUUGGUCCCAGGCCCUGGGGGAAAGGAAGGAAGUGCAUGCUUGGGGACUGGUCCCACUGGAAGUCUAGCCUAACGUCCAUGGCCGUCAGCACCCCUCCUUUCCCCAAGGUGAAGUGGAGGGUGCUGUGGGGGCCGGCCCACUCCAUGGCAGUGACCUGAAGGAGUCAGACUACCAUGGCAUCGCAGGCCCAGAGGGCAGACAUUUUUUCUAGUUUUUAAUUGGGUGUGGGAGGGUUGGGGAGGUUUUCUAUCACUGUGUUGUUUUUCUGCUGAGGGUGGAAUAUUCUGUCCUUUUAAUCAAGGUGAUUGUGAUUUUGACUAAUAAAAAGGACUUUAUAAUUGUGGGGGGACUUGGCUUUAAGAGGGGUAAUGGAUUGAGAUUUCUAGCUCCGGAUGGCUCUGGUCCAUCCUCCCUAGCCAAGUGCCCGUGAUGUUCACUAUUGAUGUGAUGAGAGAAGCAUCGUUAGUGGUGUAACUUGUGGAAGUCAACUUCCUAGAAGGAGGGAAGGAGGUCUCCCUUGUCCAGGAACAGGAUACAAGGAGUUAAUUAAUCAUACCCCUCCCCCUUCUCUUUCUCUAUGUCUAUCUCUGCCACUCAACAGACAGAGGAACUCUCCCAGUCUUGAAAGCCACAAAAAACAUUCAAGAAUUAAGGUCAAAGACUUUUAAUUUUCAAACAUACAUUGAGCAAAAAAUAAUUAAAAUCCCAGCAGCAGCCCUUUUUUCCUAGAGGAAAAAAACCUACAACGUGUAUCUAAGGGAGAGAACAUGGCGGUGUGAGGUGAAGGAUGGCAGAGUUUAUCCUCAGCUUCUUCCUAACCAAACAUGAGAACAGGGAAUCUCCUCAUCUACAGCUUUGAAAGGCCAAAGGCUCAGCCCUUCCUUGAAGAGCUGGGGUCCCUGGUGUAUGUGUAUAGAGAAGUGGUACCUAGAAGGACACGUGCCUGCCUACAACUGGUCGUCCAGUGCCUGCAGCUCUCAGAGAGGCUCCCUGGCAGGAGGAGAGGAAGGCAUCCGCAGCAUCUUGAGACAGAGUUCACGCCUCUGUGGUAGCCCGAGCAGAGGUGAAAACCACACUUUUCCUGUUUCCCAGCCGCUUCUUCCUGGAAAGGGGAGCAAUGGUUCAUGGGAGUGACUAGCCUCCUAAGUGAGAGUAGACAUAGAAUAGGAAAUACAUUAAAAAAGCCUCAAUAAGUAUAUAAUCAUGACCUUAAACGUUCUCUUUUCCCCACCUCCUGAGUACAAGUAUGUGCCAGCAGGCCAGGUUUAUGUGGUGCUAGAGAUCAAACCCAGGGCUUGGGCACACCCGGCAAGCACUCCGCCAACUGAGCUACAUACAGCCUCAGAGAAUUUCGUUGGAGCAGGGGGUUGGGGGUGGGGGAGACUGGGUUAUCUCACUAUGGAGACCAGGCUGGCCUUGAACACAGAGAUCAUCCUGCUUCCAACUCCCAAGCGUUGGGAUUAAAGUUAUGCACUACCA